GCUGCAGUUCCCCAUCUAUCGGAACGGGUCAACAACCCUUACGAUAGCGACCGACCACCAUCAACGCAACCGGGCGAUCGCGUGGCCGAUAUAAUCGCCAGAAUGACCCAGAGCAACGCGGAGGACAGUGACGACGAUCGUACCCUGGAAUUAAGCAGCACUGACUAUUUGUACAUGGAUUCUGCAAAUGCAAGAUCCCCGUUACCAGCAGACCCUACUGAGGGCUCAUCUGAGCCUGUGCAAGCCACACAGAAAGCCUCUCAGCCGACUGAGUGCACUACAACCCAGUCAGCGUCGUCGCAAGAAACAACGGUUAGCCGGCGUGCGCUUUUGCAGCAGACGCUAUCCACUGAACUGGACUCCCGGCUGCAAGCGUUGCAGGAUGAAAGAUGCCAAAGAGCCACAGAGCACAAAGCCAGAAUGAGAAUGAUGGAAGAGGAACAUGGAUGGAAAAGACAGCAAUAUGCUGACGAGGAGAAGAAAAGAAGUUAUUUGCACAGGAUGCAAUUGCGGCUUCUGAAGGCUAAACUGAAGGUCUCCUCAAUGAAAGCGGAAGUUCUUGCCAAGCAGCUGGCCGGUGAUGAGGCAAACUAG
Messenger RNA from Dermacentor silvarum, 594 nucleotides. RefSeq lists its product as uncharacterized. Bases 103 to 594 code for a protein of 163 amino acids. NCBI's taxonomy places the organism in Eukaryota, Metazoa, Arthropoda, Arachnida, Ixodida, Ixodidae. The transcript is spliced from 2 exons. The record is from RefSeq and is a predicted model, not a curated record.